This is a messenger RNA of Cornus florida, 2052 nucleotides long. Its product is annotated as amino acid transporter AVT1D-like. NCBI's taxonomy places the organism in Eukaryota, Viridiplantae, Streptophyta, Magnoliopsida, Cornales, Cornaceae. The record is from RefSeq and is a predicted model, not a curated record. Gene Ontology annotation, cellular component: plasma membrane. The transcript is spliced from 11 exons. The coding region runs from base 10 to 1632 and encodes 540 amino acids.
GGUUUGGAGAUGAAGCUGGAUGAGGAAUAUGGGCUGGAUCGCAGGAUCGGGUUCGAAACGGACGAUGAAGAGAACCAGGCCGAAAGAGCAUAUCAGAAUGAUGACAACGACGACACGGAUUCCGAUAUUGUGCUUCCAUCACGAAAUGCAUCCAUUGAUCUGAACAGCCCGUCGUGGCCUCAAACCUACAGGAAGUCAAUGGACAUGUACACAAGUGUGACCCCUCCUCCCUCUCUCAGCUUCCUAACAGGGACAAGUUUCAAAAAAAUAAGCGACUCAUUCUUGACUUCACCAUACAAGAGAUCUCAUCCCACCUUGCCCGACUCUUCCUUUAACAAACCCCUUAUUACUGCAACAAGCUUAGACAACGAAGAGGUGCCCCCCUCAACAUUGCCUUCAAAGUUAUCUACAUCUUCCUACUCAAGUCUCUCUUUCAAUGAAUUGCCGUCACCACAGCAGUGUUCGUAUGCCCAAUCUGUCCUUAAUGCAAUAAAUGUUCUAUGCGGAAUAGGACUCCUCACAACUCCUUAUGCACUCAAAGAAGGAGGGUGGUCGAGCCUCUUGCUUCUCUUUGUCAUGGGUAUCAUAUGUUGCUAUACUGGGAUUUUGUUGAAGCAGUGUUUAGAUAGCUCCCCUGAACUCAAAACUUACCCAGAUAUUGGGCAGGCUGCUUUUGGGGUCACUGGUCGCAUAUUAAUAGCUAUAAUCUUAUACAUGGAUUUAUAUUCUACCUGUGUGGAGUUCUUAAUUAUGAUGAGCGAUAAUCUGUCGGCUUUAUUCCCAGACACCCACAUGGAUUUUGCGGGAUUUCAUCUUGAUUCUCAUCAAAUCUUUGCAAUUACAGCCACUCUUAUAAUUAUUCCAACUGUUUGGCUCCAAGACCUUAGUCUGCUCUCGUAUGUUUCAGCUGGAGGAAUAGUUACAUCAGUGCUGUUAGUGCUUUGCUUGUUGUGGAGUGGGGUCAUUGACAAAAUUGGGUUUCAUCCCAGCGGAACUGCUUUGAACCUUGCAGGCCUUCCUGUCACAGUCGGUUUAUUUGGUUUUUGCUUUGGCAGCCAUUCUGUUUUUCCGAAUAUCUAUUCUUCCAUGAAGCAACCAUCAAAAUUUCCAUCUGUUCUAAUAAUCAGCUUUGUUGCAUCUGUGCUAAUCUAUGCCGGGGUAGCAAUAUGCGGCUUUCUGAUGUUUGGUGACUCGACUGAAUCUCAGUACACUUUAAACAUGCCUAAAAAAUUUGUUGCCUCUAAAAUUGCAGCAUGGACUACGGUUCUGUGCCCAUUUACAAAGUAUGCCUUGACAAUCACUCCUGUAGCAUUCAGUAUAGAGGAGCUCUUGCCUUUGGCUCAGCAGAGAUCUUACAGUGUAUCAAUAAUUAUCAGAACGGUUUUAGUUAUUUCAACUUUAGUGGUGGCAUUAUCAGUACCAUACUUCGAAUCUGUGACGGCAUUGAUUGGAUCUUUACUUGUCAUGCUUGUAAGUAUUAUCUUACCGGCCGCAUGCUAUCUCACCAUACUCCAUGGUAGAUUAUCAAAGAUGCAGGUUGCAGUUUGCAUUUUUAUUGUCAUUGCGGGGGUGUUAUGUGCUAUUGUUGGCACAUAUUCAGCAAUUGCAAGCAUAGCUGAUAAGAUGGGCUGAGGAGAGUAUUAAGGCAGGCCUAUCUCUACUUCAAAUAUCAUUUUUUGUAACCACCAAAGCAUGAGCAAAGCAGCAGCAAACUAUGUUCUAUAGAAAAAUAUACUGGACAGUAGAAGAAAUAUAGUUGAAAGCAUUAAGGAAAUGGCUAUUUUUAAAUUUUUUUGAGCAAAAGCUCCUAGAGAGGAUGAGCAACCAUAGACUCUUGUUUAUUUGUAAUACACCAUUCAUGUGGUAUAAAUUUUUUUUUUUUAGUCCUUUUCAGGUCUACAAUUUCCUCCAUAAAACCCUCUUCUCUGAUACUUCUUUUCUUUUUCUUUUAUUAUCAUUUAAAAUUUAUCUUUUUGUUUCGAUUGUAAUUGUAGUAUUCUACUGGAGAGAACUUUUUCUCAAGUAUGAUACAUGAAUCAUGUUUUUCCUUUC